Molecule: messenger RNA, 531 nt
Organism: Alnus glutinosa
Lineage: Eukaryota; Viridiplantae; Streptophyta; Magnoliopsida; Fagales; Betulaceae
Exons: 2
Coding region: 132-461 (109 amino acids)
Source: RefSeq, a predicted model, not a curated record
UCUACCUCAUAUUUUCUUGGUGCUACUUCGUCGGGUGAUUCUAUUCUUGAGCAUGAAGUCAUGCCUAUUUCGUUGCCUGUUCCGAUUAUGUCUGAGUUUGUCUCUCCUUCUCGUCCAAUCUCGUUGCCUCCAUGCCCGCCGGCUCCUCUCAAAGUCUAUACAUGUCGCCCUCGACCAUCAACUCUGUGCCUCCACCAUCAUCCUUAUCGUCUACAGAUCUAGUGUUCCCACCUGCAUCUGACUCCAUGCCUAUUGCUCAGUGGAAAGUGUUUCUAUCCCAAAGACAAUGCAAGAUGCAUUCUUUGACUCUGGUUGCAAGCAAGCUAUGGAAUUGGAAAUGGAGGCCUUGCAUCAAAAUGGAAUGUGGGAGCUUGUUCCGUUACCGCCUCGUAAACAGACUGUUUAUUGCAAAUGGGUUUACAUUGUUAAGUUUAAUCUUGAUGGCUCAGUUGAAUGGUUGAAAGCUUGCUUGGUUUUUAAGGGUUAUACACAAACAUAUGGUAUUGAUUACGAUGAAACUCACCCCAAACA